AUGAACCUCGACGAGCUCAAUCACUUCGAGAGUACCCCUUCUGGCAGUCACCGCAUCGGCGUCUACCCUUACAGCGACUCUCACGCCUCGCUGCAUUCACUGAAAGCACACAGUCUUUCGUCCACUCCUUCAGAAAACGAUUGGAUCUCUCCUUUUACUCUCCCCCCAUUACCGACUUUGCGUCGCGACCGCGAUCCGCAAGACUACCGCCAAUCUCCAGAUUAUCCUCGACAGCGAGACGGAAGCGGUGCCUAUUACGCCGCUGCUUGGGGCUCACCGUAUGCUACCCCAAGCCCGCGAAGAGCACCUCAGCCUUUCGAUCCCGCAAGUCAACGCUUGAAUAUUGAGGCAGGGCCCCCUUUCGGAAGUUCAAUCGGUCGACGAACCAUCCCCUCAACUCCGGGUGACGACGCUGAGGGCGUCGAAUCGCAAAGUCGACGCCGCCUGUACAGAAGAACUCGUCUAGUUUCAAGGAAGGAGUUACGAAAUCCACGUUCCGAAAGACCCAAUUGGCUGAGCGACUCUGAAGAGAGCGGAUCCGAGACAGGUGUCGAAGAGGAGGAUAACACACCAACUCGUGUUGCAUAUCUCGACAGCUGGGGAGCGUCUCCUGUCGAGACGGUGAGCCGCUUGCCCGUACGACACAGAAGCAGCGAAAGUCUUGCUACCAUUACCCCAUAUACCUUCCAUGAUUCCCGAAGGUUGUCAAUAGCGCCAGAACGCCACCGCAUGCGGCUUUCGCCGUCUGCACAAUACGAGAUGGCCGAGCACGAUUCGGAGACAGCCCCAGCGGAGGAAAAGCCGCUCCCUGUUCUGCCUCCCCAAACAUCGCACGUGGAAGAUGAUGGGAAUGCUCCAGAGAGCCCAACUUCAGUGGUCCGGCCGCGGCCCACCUCAAUGCAAUCGUAUCAACGCCCCAAGAAAAAGGUCAUCUGGAAAGGCAAAGCGUGUAUUAUAGCUCUGCCUCUUACAGAUCGAGAAGCCGCCGGGCUACCUCCUCUGCUGACGCCACAACAGGUCAAAGAACGGAUAGAUGGUUGGAUCGCGGCUGGGUACUCGGUGGAAGGCUUUGGGCUUACCGGUACGAGCCCUGGGGCUUCGGGCGAGAGCAGUGGCCAGAGCCGUCCAGUGUACCCGGACGCGACAGAAAUUCAGGCAGAGCGCAAGUUACGGGAGUUUCAUGUCCGCAUACCUGACCAGGCAGAAUGGGAAUCGUGGGUCAACUACCUCAAGGAGGAGAAACUUCGUGCGUUGGGAGUUAGUCCGAGCAACUCUGAAGCUGCGCCGUCGAGCCGAUCACCCUUCUCGCCCGCAUUGAGCCGCAUCUCAUCUGGCUAUCCAGCACUUGCGACAUCCCCUCCAGGAGAUCCCUCCUCUUCAUCAGCAAGCAACCCGCUUAGAGCUGCAAGCAAUCCCUUCUCCCCGUCGAACAUGUCGUCUGCUGCAAUCAGUCCUCAGCCUGGAUCCCUAGGGGCUUCACAGUUCAACGGAGCGCCAAAGCAUAUGCACGGAUACAAGCCUUCAAUUGCGCAGUCGAACUUUCAUGGUCGAAUCCCAUCGCCGUUGGAAGCCUCGCUAACGCAUACAAAUUCCUUCGGCAACGGGGCGCGACCCAACAUUCAACCACUCUCCUCCCGGCAAAACAGUUUCUCGCCAAACCACCCACUGCUUCUUCCGAAUAUGGGGGAGGUCUUGUCCCAACCACAGGCCAUGCAUAUGCGCAGGGCAACUGCCAACUUCGCUGGCGACCAGGGACGCCAGAAUCAAAUGCAACAAAGAGGAUAUUUUCCCGUUCCGCAAAAUGCCAAUCAACCAACACCAAGCCCCACUCUGCCACAACGGAUUGAGAGUCUGGUACACACGCCCCAGUUCAGCGAUUCUUCUCGAACUCCUAUUGAAAUCGCACACCCUACUCCGAAGAGCCACCGUCAUAAUCUCAGCAUCGCUCUGCAAAGGGAGAUUGACGAAGCUGAGGCGGCUCUGCACGAGAGAGGGGAUGGCAUGCAUGAAGACCCAGACCUUGUUGACUUGUCCUUGAGAAAAGACUCGGCUCUGGACGAGUCUGUGAACGAAGAGCCUCCGAUCCUGAGACGACCGGAGACGAUAACGACAGCGGAUGAGAAAUCAGAAAUUGAGACAAAUCCAAGCAUAGCUGCUACGCCCAUGCUGAUGGACGACAAGAAUCCAUUCGUUAAUUGGCAAGCAUUGAGCGAUGCCGCGAAAGCUGAACCCAAGCCUACUCCUGAGACUAUUCCGACAACUUCCAAACUCAAUGUAGAGGCCAAAGAAUUCGACCCGCGAGCUGGCUUCUCGAGCUCCAAUUUCUCGUUUGCCGGACCCAGUUCCAUACCAUUCGGCUUGCCUCCACCAAAGGUAGCACCGUCUGCCGAAAGAGCUGCGUUUAAGAGCAGAUUGUCCUUAUCGCAUCUUAAUGCCGACGCCCCUGCUUUCACUCCACGCACGACGCAGCCAGCACCCAAAGACACUCCUUUCACAUUCAGUUCUGCGACGUUCAAUGUCGAGGCUCCGGUGUUUAAUCCUUCUCAGUCUCCUGAUACCAACUUCAAAGACAACGUGGCAUCUACGGGUACAGGACCAUCUGACAAUGCGAACAGCAUAUUCGGCAACGUUGUUAUAGACCCAGGCUCAAAGGCCAUAAGAAGAGCAAGCAAAGGCAUACCAACGGUUGGCCUGAAGUCAAAGGACGUUCAAGAGGAAGGUACAAACAACUUGUGGGAUGAUGCAGGUCGACCAAUGGUCCCCAUGGACCGACAAAAGAGAGCACGAAGAAAUGACAGUGACGGAGACCGAAGUCCCGUUUUUGCAGAUUCUGCACCGUUUCAUCAUAGGAGGAUUCUUUCGGAGAUCGUGGAUGAUGUCGAUGCGAACGGACCUAACCCGGAAGUGCCGAAGAAAAGUUUUGACGGUUGGGCCUAUAUAUCUGCAGAUGAAAAUCAGCUGACUGGCACCGCGGACAUGACCAACGCCCAAGAAGAGACCAGCGACGCAGGCGAACCACGUUCGGCGUUUACUUUCAAGAAUCACAGCGAUGCUGCUUUGUUCAGCGAAGCUCGACCGCCUCUCGAAGCCGACCAAAUAUUGAACUCUGAGCAGACGGGCGAAGCAACGGGCGAAGCAGAAUCUUCAGACAACCUCAAGAAGGAAGAGGAAACUCCAGUCAAACCAACGACUCUGCCGUCCGGACCCACUCGAAAGCCAAAGUCCUCUCUUUCGGCAUUAGCUAAGCCUUUCGAGUUCAAUACGAGAGUCACGAGUUCAUUGGGAUCCUCCUCGUUUGCGAUGCCACAGAAGACUCCCGGGCUGGAAGACUCCAAAUAUGCAGAAACAUCGAGUCCGCCGUCUGAGCUUAAGGCUAGUCUUUCCUCGCCAGUCACAGACAUACCGCACUAUGUGGAAAAGGAUCAUGAAUCAGUCAACGAAGUGGAGGACACGGUCGAAGUCUUCGAAGAGAAGAGCUCUGAAGACGAGGUCGUCGAGGUCAUUGAAGAGAAAUCCGCUGGCGACGAAUUCGAGCAGCCUCGACGGCGAAAGUACAUCUUGGAGCCAGCUAAAGACUUUGAUACAGAUCCUGACGCAGGAGCCGAUCGGUUUGACAAGACGGAAUCCUCAUUGCGGCAUGGAGACCAACCUGUACCAUCAUUUGAAGAAAUCGAUGCUGUUAUGAAACACCUCGAGGUUCAUCCAGAACUCGGCGUAGAGCGCAAUGACACACCCGUCCAGUCUACGCCGCUCGUCGAUAUGCGCCUGGGAGGACACUUCCGGAGCGACGCUCCAAGCCCGAGCCCAGUCAGACACCAGGACACCAAGGCUGCUCAGAGCGACACCUCCUACCCACCAUCAUAUGGGCUGGGCAUUGGGGUGCACAACCUGAAUUCAGGCAGGGAGGAUGUAAGCGAUUGGGGUGACACGUUACCAGCGGCAGAGGCAGCCAAAUUGCAACUUCGUUCCCAAUUCUUUGAUGGGCACGUCAACGACUUGGUGGAUGGAUUACUUGAGAAUCGUCUCGGACCGCUUGAACGCACUCUAAGGACCAUUCAACAUUCGCUAGCAUUGAUGGCCACGCAGCAGAACUCGAAGACUGGCGGCCGGGGCGUGUCAGGCCACCAAAAAGACUCAGACGCUGACGACGAGGAUGAGUACGAUGCCUUUGAAGGUUUCUCAUCUUACAGAACACGAUCGCCGAAUGCCAGAAGGGGGGAGCGGAAACAAGACCUGAUCCGCGCGGCCGUCGCUGAAGCAUUAGCUGCACAUCAACCACCUCCCCUGCCACAGCCUUCGAUGGACUUGACAGAGUUCAGUGCCAUCCUGCAGGAGAUGAGGGAGCUGGCUCAGAAAAACAGCUCUCAAAACACCCAACACGAGUUGAAGACAAUAAUGGAAGACGUAAUCUCCCACCAUCCGAGACUACGUGGCUCGAGAGUCCAGCAGGAACAUGAAACCGCCGACAUUAAAUACAAACCCCAGAUUGAUGGUCUGGAGACAAUGCUGAAGAUCUCUCAGGAGCACGCCGCCGAGGAAGCCCGCCUCAGACGGACGGCGGAAGAGGAAAUCAAUGAGCUAAAAUUACGACUACGCAUUGCCGAAGAGGAAGCCGCACAGUAUCGAGAAUCCUCUGAAGAGGCCCAGCACACUCUGGAGGCUUUCGUCGAAGAAAAGGACUCGUAUAGGAACCUUGAGCGUGAAGUGGAAGGCUUGACCCUCAAGAAUACUGCUCUCGAACAUACACUAGAAGAAUACCGCGUUUCAAGUGAUCAGUGGCGAGAAGACAUUCGCACGGAACGUGCCUCUAACAAGGAGCUUAAGCGCACCUUGCAAGAACUUCAUCAACAAUUGGUGGAUCAGUCGCAGUCUCGACAAAAUCUUCGAUCCAAAGUUGAGCGCCUUCAGUCCCAUAUCGCACAGGUCGUGGAGGACCUGCAUUCUGAGCAGCAAGAUUGGCGGAAUAAAGAACACGACCUACAGAGCAAACUUGCCCGCCUUCAAGACGCCCUUGAGCAAGAGCGGCGACAUCGGGAGAAGGCAGAACUCGAACUGGACACCCUGGAUAGAGAACACAAGGCUAAUAUCCACUUGAAGACGGUUCUGGACCAGGCUCAAUUGGACGUCUCACGUCUUAACGAAUUGGUUGCCUCGCUCCGAGAGGAGAACAGGGCUCUGGAUACCAAAGCAUUCAACCUGGAUCGAGAGCUGGAGCAUGUCAAGAACAGCAAGGAUGCCGAGCUUGCAACUUCCACGGCCAAAUUACAGGCUGAGCUGGAAAGUGCCUUGACCAAACUUCAAAGCAUACAGGCAGAUUCGACCGCGCAAAUUUCACGGUUACAGAGCCGUCUAGACCACGCUGAGUUGGAUAACGAAGAGCAAAAGGCGAAGCAUGACGCACUCCUUGCCGAAAUCAUUGAAACGCACAAAGAGGCUCUUCGGGAAGCUAAUGAAAAGAAAGAAAAUGCUCUGGAGGACCAGCAUCAGGUUCACGAGAAGAAACUCAAUGAACUGCGAGACCGUCACACAAGGGAACUGCAUAAUUCGUUCGACACCCGAACGAGACUGGAGCACCAAUCUAAGGAGCGGCUCGAGUUGAGCGAGGACAAGGUGAAGCACCUUGAAAGUAAGGUCGCAGAUCUGGAGGAGAGGUUAGAGAUCACGAAAUCCGCCGCCAGAGCAGCCGUGGAAGCUGCGACCGCCAAAGGGGUGAACCUGCCCACUCCGGCUCCGUCCGUCGUGGCAUCGCCACCACAGCGUGCGGCAACUGCCUCUAUGUCGUUUGCCAAAGGGUCGGAUGUUCCAGAAAGGAUUUCGCCGCAAGCCCUUCGAGAGUCCAUCAUGGUGUUACAAGAUCAACUGCAGAAUCGCGAGCAAAAGAUAGAACAGCUGGAGACGGAGCUUGCCGCUGUGGACAAGGAUGCUCCCAACAGGCUCAGGGAGCGCGACACCGAAAUCGGUUGGCUUCGUGAAUUGUUAAGCGUUCGGAUCGAUGACCUUGAGGAUAUCAUCAACGCUGUUUCUAGGGCUGAUUUCGACCGAGACACCGUCAGAGACGCUGCAAUUAGGCUGAAGGCCAAUCUACAGAUGGAACAGCAACUGAAAGAGCGGGGCGCGGCAGGCGGGUUGGCCAGUUCCUUUCCGUCAAUCUCGAGCCUGUCAAGCUAUGCUCAAUCACCCCGUGCACUUCCACUGGCGGCAGCGGCGGCUUGGGGCAACUGGCGAAGAGCUCGUGAGACCUCAAUUGGCGCCAUAUCCGAUCUGGCCACCAACCUAGGGAAUCAGACACCCUCAAAAUCUGCAAUCGGCAGUCCUGCAAGUUUCUUAUCGGGAAUCAUUACACCGCCGGGUACAACCCAGAAGACACCGAGCUCAAGCCAGACGCCGACGGCACCACCGCCGAGCAUGAGAAACCCCCCUGCGGGUACGAUGCAAGCUCGUAAGGCCGGCGGACCCGAAGCCCGGCCUUUGAGGGCCUACAGUUCGCAACCCCGGGCACUGUCGAGCAGGCAGGCAGACAAGCGACCGGAGAAUUUGCAACUACAGCCCAACUCUUCGCCAACCUCACAGCUGAAAAUCGAUCUGCCGCAGACUCCAAUUCAAGCCAAGGAUGGGGCAAAUCUGGAUCUCACGGAUGAUGUGGAUGACGAUGCCUCGCCGCUGGACGGGAAAAAUACCCAGCUUCUUGGAGAGGCAGAGCCGCUCGUUGAAUGA
Fonsecaea multimorphosa CBS 102226 is the source of this 6714-nucleotide messenger RNA. RefSeq lists its product as uncharacterized. Gene Ontology annotation, cellular component: cytoskeleton. The record is from RefSeq and is a predicted model, not a curated record. The coding region runs from base 1 to 6714 and encodes 2237 amino acids. The transcript has a single exon. NCBI's taxonomy places the organism in Eukaryota, Fungi, Ascomycota, Eurotiomycetes, Chaetothyriales, Herpotrichiellaceae.